AUGGCAGAGUCCCUAGCUACACACAACGAGGCAUUGGAGACUCAAAUCUCCCUACUUGCACAAACACAUCUAGGAACCUCCCUUGAGAAAUAUGUAAAUAUUGUAAUAACCAGUACUAAAAAACAAAUCGAAAAUCCUAAGGAGAGUGAUAAUGAGGUUGAGAAGAGUUAUGGUAAGAAAGGAGUAGUGAUUAAGAAAAAUCCACUGACACCAACCAAAUGGGAGGUUGUCAAAGAGGUAGAGAAGGAAGCACCUUAUGUUGUUCCUCAUCCCUAUAACCCACCUAUUCCUUUCCCACAUAGGUUUAUGGAAGCUAAGGUAGACUCCCAAUCCAAAAGGUAUGUUGAGGUAUUGGAAGAUAUCCAUACAAAUACAUCUUUGUCUAAGGGCCUGCACGAAAAGAGAAAAUUAGAGGACCAUGAAACUAGGGAACUCAUUAGUGUUAAAAGGGGAAGGUUAAACUUUGACGUGGUGGAUGAAAGAAUUGAAGCCAAACCUGAAAAGUUGAUACUCAAGAUAGAGCAAGAACCACCCCCCACAAAUUAA
Molecule: messenger RNA, 546 nt
Organism: Lathyrus oleraceus (garden pea)
Lineage: Eukaryota; Viridiplantae; Streptophyta; Magnoliopsida; Fabales; Fabaceae
Exons: 1
Coding region: 1-546 (181 amino acids)
Source: RefSeq, a predicted model, not a curated record